Melopsittacus undulatus (budgerigar) is the source of this 5418-nucleotide messenger RNA. It is a transcript of the gene EDIL3, whose product is annotated as EGF like repeats and discoidin domains 3. Gene Ontology annotation, cellular component: plasma membrane. Gene Ontology annotation, molecular function: signaling receptor activity; calcium ion binding. Lineage: Eukaryota; Metazoa; Chordata; Aves; Psittaciformes; Psittaculidae. The coding region runs from base 256 to 1668 and encodes 470 amino acids. The transcript has 10 exons. The record is from RefSeq and is a predicted model, not a curated record.
GAAGAGACGGCGGGACGGAGAGACGGAGCGGGCGGGCCAGGCCAUGCUGGAGGCGCGGCGGCACCUGGCGGGAGCGUAGUGUCGAAGGGUGGCAGGGCAGCCUCAGAGCUGCUCGUAGGGCGGGGACCGACCCGACCGUACCCGACCGCGCCCGACCGCGCCGGGGCUCUGCCACCUCCGUUCACCCAUCCAUUUAUCCCUCCUUCUUUCCUCCCUUCCUUCGGCAGAAGCGGAGCGUCCGCGGAGCAGAGGAGCAUGAGCGGCGCGGUGCUGGUCUGGCUGGUUCUCUGCGGGAGCCUGGCGGCACCGCGCCUCACUCGAGGGGAUGCAUGUGACUCCAACCCAUGCAAAAAUGGUGGCAUCUGUCUGUCAGGGCUGAAUGAUGACUUCUACUCAUGCGAGUGUCCUGAAGGCUUCUCAGACCCCAAUUGCUCUAACGUUGUGGAGGUUGGACCCUGCCUUCCCAAUCCAUGUCAUAAUGGUGGGAUCUGUGAAAUUAGUGAAGCAUACCGAGGUGACACAUUCAUAGGAUAUGUCUGUAAAUGUCCACAGGGAUUUAAUGGGAUUCACUGCCAGCACAAUAUAAAUGAAUGUGAAGCUGAACCUUGCAAGAAUGGUGGAAUUUGUACAGAUCUCGUUGCCAACUAUUCCUGUGAAUGUCCAGGUGAAUUUAUGGGAAAGAACUGCCAACAGAGAUGUUCUGGCCCACUAGGAAUAGAAGGAGGAAUUGUGUCAAACCAACAAAUUACUGCAUCAUCCACUCAUCGGGCUCUUUUUGGACUCCAGAAGUGGUACCCAUACUAUGCACGGCUUAAUAAGAAGGGUCUUGUGAAUGCUUGGACUGCUGCAGAAAAUGACAGAUGGCCGUGGAUUCAGAUAAACCUGCAGAAGAAGAUGCGAGUCACUGGAGUUAUAACUCAAGGUGCCAAGAGGAUUGGAAGUCCAGAAUAUGUAAAGUCUUACAAAAUUGCAUACAGUAAUGAUGGGAAGUCAUGGGCAAUGUACAAAGUAAAAGGCACAAAUGAAGAUAUGGUAUUCCGAGGCAAUGUGGACAACAACACCCCAUAUGCCAACUCCUUCACCCCUCCUAUCAAGUCACAGUACAUACGGCUGUAUCCUCAGGUGUGCAGAAGGCACUGCACAUUGAGAAUGGAACUUCUGGGCUGUGAGCUAUCAGGUUGCUCUGAACCCCUGGGGAUGAAAUCAGGACAUAUACAGGACUACCAAAUUAGCGCUUCCAGUGUUUUCCGUACACUCAACAUGGACAUGUUCACUUGGGAGCCCAGGAAAGCGCGGCUGGACAAGCAAGGCAAAGUUAAUGCCUGGACCUCUGGCCACAAUGACCAGUCACAGUGGUUGCAGGUUGACCUGCUUGCCCCUACAAAAAUCACUGGCAUAAUUACACAAGGAGCUAAAGAUUUUGGUCACAUCCAAUUUGUGGGAUCCUACAAGCUUGCUUACAGUAAUGACGGGGAGCACUGGGUCACAUACCAAGAUGACAAACAAAAGAAGGAUAAGGUGUUCCAGGGAAAUUUCGACAAUGACACACACCGUAAGAAUGUCAUCGACCCUCCAAUCUAUGCCCGGCACAUCCGCAUCCUCCCAUGGUCAUGGUACGGCAGGAUCACCCUGCGGUCAGAGCUGCUGGGCUGCGCAGCAGAGGACUGAGGCAGACCUCUGCAUCUCUCGGUGUAGCUCAAGUCUCUUCGCAGAAGAAACUGCAAAGCCUGUAGGAUGCUGAGUGGGUUUUUCAUAAACAAGUGCUCAUUUUAUGGUAGGCCGCUAACUGUCUUUCACAAGGAGGUCUAAGCCUGCUCUUUAAAUGAUCCAAUCCAAUUUUGUCCUUGAAAUAUGUUAAUGUUGUCCCUUCUGCUGUGGAAUUAUCUUUCUAGUUCUCCUUUGAGUUGUUCUGACUAGUUGAAGCGUGUUAAGGAAAAACAGCAGCAUCCUUUUUACAGGGGAAGAGAAAUAGCAUGACAAAGCUCGUCUGCAGCUUUAGAAAUAUUGGGCUGACGAGUUCUCCAUAAAUCAUACUUUCAUCUUACUUGCAAAAAGUGAUACUGCAGCUUUUAGCAAUAAGUUUACUUGGGGAUGACUGCAUUAUAGUAAUUGUGCCUAUCAAACACUGUCAGUAUUUAUGACAUAUAUUUGGAAGGUAUUCUGUGGUACUGUAAAACAUAGUACCUGUUAUAUUAGAAGCUACCUUUCAUCACUUUCAUCUGAACAGAGUUUAUGUACCUAAAGGAUUUUCCUAACUAGCCCCCUGUUCUGUCUCUGUUUUGCAUGCUAUAGACAUGACCUCCAUCAUUUCAGUUUUGUAACACCAAUGAUAUUAUUUUUCCUUGAAAGAGGUGAACUGUUUGCAUAUGGAAAAAAAAAUAACCUGCUUAUCAGUAUAUUAUGAAGUUAAUGAAUUUGCCAAAGUUUAUUAAUUUUGCUUGAGAUGCAUUUUUUGAAGGAGGCUGAGAUGAGACACCAGGGUACUAGUGGUAUUUCGUCUGAAGUACCCACAUAGGUAAAGGCACUCAGAACACCAGAAAUCCUGAGCCUGUUCCUUGACUUGCCCAGCGGUAAGCCCAAAACCAUAGACAGACCUGCUUGCCCAAUUACUUUUUUCAGAAACCUCCUCAGUUUCUGUGAGGAGGUAAACAUGAAGGAAGCAAGUGCUAAAAGACACACAGAAAGAAUGACACCCUUACUGCCAGGAAGCCCUCUCCGGGGGUUCUUAUGGUGGUGCUCACAGCCUUCCUCCUAGGCAUGAAGGCAAGAGGUGCCAUAGGAGUUCAUCAAAGCUGGGCACUCAUUACCCUUCACUCCCAACUACAUCUCUUAAUACAUAUGCCAGUGAGCUACAAGAGGGUUGAUUUUUACCAUGUCUCAUCUGCAGAAAUGCUUUAUACAUGCUAUGUGUUUGGGUAUGUGUUUAUGCUAGCCAGCAUGGACCCCAGUUUAAGAAACAGGUUUUAGGAGGAAAAGUGGAGUAGUAGGGAGGACAUUCCCCCACAUGUCUCAGUUUCCCUUGAUGAUGGAGAUAACACUACGAACCUUUGCACAACACUCCAAGCUCCUUUUAAGUAAAGUGCUCUGUGACUAUGUUAGUGUAGCACCCAAGUCUAAAAAAAUCCCAGGACAAGGACUAUGGGAACACUUUAUCUGUUACCUGAAAUAACAGCAUUUGGGAUUACUGCCACCCUUUUGAUUUCAUAACAUGCUAAUGUAGGGAGAAAGAGAGAGAGAAAUAUACAGCUGCAUGUUCUAGUGAAUGUUGCUGAACUUAUUUUUUGUUACUUUUCCAUUCUCAAUGAAAUACUGAAGUAUGAACCUGGGCACUGCUUCCCAGGCAAACAACUAGCUGGCCCACAGUCUUCAAAGGGUAAAAUUUACUUUGGAAACAAAAUGGUUUGGAUUUCAAAAACCUGCAUUUAAUCUCACAUUCUCCACCACAGGCAAAAUAUAUUAUCCAUUGAACUGUGAAAGACUCUAGAAUAGCAGCCAGGAAUUUUACAUACAAGAAUUGGGGAUAUAUUGGUGGCGGUUUUCUGAUAAUGUCACUUAAACUGUCACAUUUUAAGAAAAAGAACACCCUGCCUCUAUAAAAUGAUUUAAUCCUUAAACUGUAUUUAUACAAGUAUUUAUUUUAUAAGGCUUAGACAUUUAAAGACUUAUAAAGAACAGUCAUGAAAAGGUAAAAGUAUGUGUAAGAAAUGUUGAGGUCCUGUGCAACACUGCAAAGUUUGUUCUUUAUUUUUUACUUUGUGCUGCUUAACAAAAGCCACUAGACUGUUACUGUCUUGUCUGUAACCGUGUUAACAGCAGUUCAUUAAUGAUGUGUAUAUGGAGUGGUCUUCAAGCAUAGUGAGCAAUUUUAAAGAGAAAGUCAAUCAUGGUGGUACUUCUAAAGAGAGAAAAAAAGAAAUUAAUAAUGGAGGACAAGUGUGUUCCUAAAUCACCUUACUGCCCAAGUUUUGCACUUGGCUAUACAAAAGAAAAGAUAAAUAACAAAUAAAAUUAAAUUUAAAAAAAAAGUAAUAUUUGUAUCUUCAGGGUAUGCACAAUAUUUAAAGAGAUCAAAAAAAAUUCCUGUUAUGGGAGAACAAUUGACUCUGAAUUUAAUUACAGAUAUGAAGAACAGCAUGUAGCUAUUUCAUUAGUCAACUGUACCCCAAAAAAUGGAAGGCCAUUUCAGAAAAUCAGGCUCCCUAGCUUACCAACUUGUUUUGAUGUUCUGAAAUAUUUGUUCUUUGUUCUUGAGUGACUUUUAUCAUGUAACAUCAAUUUUGGUUUUGAAUUAAUCUUUGUUGGCUUAGUAAUUUAAUUGUUUUUCAUUCAUCUGCAUAUAAAAAUAGCGAUGUCAUGAUACCUAACAUAGUAAUUUUAGUUUGUAUUUAUUUAGUGUUGAGUGUUUUCAUCAUUAUAUCCUGUGUCAAAUUUCAUCUGCCAGCAGUCUUCACAACAUGCAGAGAAAGCUCCAUACAUCAUGAUAGUACUCUGUGAUAAUUUAUAGAAUAAUCAUACAUGCGAUGCCCUUAUAAUGUCAACCAGCAUAGUGGGGCUUUUUUCUAAAUGAAAUUAUUCCUUAUCUACCAAGAAGCUUUCAUUAGAUGGCAUUGCGCAGCCAUAGCAGCGAAGUUUGCUCCCAGUGUCAGCAGUAUAAGUCUGAAAUAACUCUUGAUUUCUGUGGAGUACUUCAAAAUUAACAAAACAGAUGAGAAUCAGGUUAUGGUCUAGAAUGAAAACCUUUUCACUUUAAUUUUAUUUUCUUGUCCUGGUGAACACCACUGACAUCUGGGACAAGUUAUAAGCUGACACAAGUGUACUCUGCCAGUGAAAGCAACUGGCAUCCCAAAACCAGAAUAAGUGCAGGAAGGGGUAUGUCCCUUUAGGAGGGGGUAGAGAAAUACAAAAGGGUCCUUGACUUCUGUAUUAAUUGUAACAAUGGCAUUGAACAAGACUGAAAAUGUUCUCCUAUUAUAUUUCAGCUUAAACCAGUUAAGUAUUUGUAGGCAAGCUUCACCUCUCUGUAGCUCUGUUAUGUGCUACAUUUAUAGGCUGGGAAAUAAAGCACUGGCACAAGGUGUCAUUAUAUCUAUAUUCUGUUAAGGGCUUAUCACGUUAAACUGGCUCUGGUUUUGAGGUUGACUUUCUCUUUUGGAAUGGCUGCAUACAAAUUAGUGUGAGGUUUGAAGACUAAGGAUACAAAGUGAGUGUAUCUUUGCUGUACAACAAAUAUGAUCUAUAGUAUUCAGUGCUAGCUUCUGAUGUGUCAGUAAGUACAGAAGUAUCUGAGACACCUUUGCAACCCUUCAAGCUGUGUUAUAUUCAAAUGGGUUUGUAUAUACUUAAAUCAUGUAGAACGAUGUAAAACCAGUAUGACCUUGUCUAGUCUUCAAACUUAACAAUAAAACUUUUGAAAAAUGA